UGGACUCUUGACUGACGCCUGUUUGGCCUAUGGGUGAUUUAAAGGUGCUACGGCCUUUCUCUCGCUAUGCUGCUGCAAGUUGGACUUUCGGUGCUCGCCAGGCGUGCUCUGCUAAGGAAGAGCGUCUCCUUCCCCGCUUCUUGCAAUAGACCGGCCGCCUUCAUGUCGACCUUGCUGAUCAACCAAGCCCAGUACGCGUGGCUGAAAGAAUUGGGGCUUCGAGAAGAAAACGAGGGAGUUUACAAUGGCUCCUGGGGAGGAAGAGGAGAGGUUGUGACAACAUACUGUCCUGCAAAUAAUCAGCCCAUAGCUAAAGUUCGCCAGGCAAAUUUGGAAGACUAUGAAGAAACAAUAAAGAAAGCUAAAGAAGCUUGGCAAAUAUGGGCAGAGGUUCCUGCACCUAAACGAGGAGAAAUAGUGAGACAGAUUGGAGAUGCCUUAAGAGACAAAAUCAAAAUUUUGGGAAAUUUGGUAUCAUUAGAAAUGGGGAAGAUUUUUGUUGAAGGUGUUGGUGAAGUCCAGGAAUAUGUAGAUAUCUGUGAUUAUGCUGUUGGUUUAUCUCGGAUGUUUGGUGGACCCAUGCUGCCUUCAGAAAGACCUGGACAUGCCUUAAUAGAACAAUGGAACCCUUUGGGAUUAGUUGGCAUCAUCACAGCCUUUAAUUUUCCGGUUGCGGUUUAUGGCUGGAACAAUGCAGUUGCUCUCAUCUGUGGCAAUGUCUGCCUAUGGUAAGGUAUUUUUUCCCCAGUUUCAGGAU
Molecule: messenger RNA, 757 nt
Organism: Pseudonaja textilis
Lineage: Eukaryota; Metazoa; Chordata; Lepidosauria; Squamata; Elapidae
Source: RefSeq, a predicted model, not a curated record